Molecule: messenger RNA, 1344 nt
Organism: Polistes dominula (European paper wasp)
Lineage: Eukaryota; Metazoa; Arthropoda; Insecta; Hymenoptera; Vespidae
Biological process (GO): animal organ morphogenesis
Molecular function (GO): receptor ligand activity; BMP binding
Source: RefSeq, a predicted model, not a curated record
AUUUUCCUUGACGAGUGUGUAACUCCCUUCUUCAACGUUAUCACCUAAGUCCCUCUUACUUAUUGUAGUUCGUUUCAAAUUUAUCCGGGGAUUUUUGCGAGACCAACGCUAUUUGCUUAAAAUCUACUCUUGGAUACACGCUUAGAUCCUCUUCUCUUGCUUGGUGCGUAGUACGCGUUUGCGACGUCGCAGCCGUAUACCGAGAGAUCAUGGGAUCUGCGUGGCAGUUAGCGACAACUGUCGUUUUCUUCUUGAUUCAAUCGAAUUUAUUACACGCUCAUCGCGAACACAAGGUCCACAACAUAGUACUUUAUCCAGACAAGCACAGUUGGUGCAAAACAACGCCUAUCAAACAGGUAGUCGCGUGGCCACAAUGCUCUUCCCAAGAACUCGAUAACAACGUGUGCGUUGGAGCUUGUUUUUCUUACAUGGUACCCCACAGCGAGCCAUCCGCUCCUGGUGAUUUGAUAAGACCCUAUUGCGACUCCUGUCAACCUCUUGACAGCGUUUGGCAUACGGUUACCUUGGAUUGUAAGGACGAGGAAAAUAAUCCAAUGACUAUGCAGAAAAAGGUACAAAUAAUAACCAAUUGUUCGUGCAGUUCAUGCAUGGAAACGUCUAGAAUCAAACCAGAUUACAAUACUUUACUACAAUCGUUGACCGUUGAAAAUUUGGAUAAGAACGUUAACGUUGUUCAUGAGACGCCGGAUCUUCUGUUGAAUCCUAAUUUGAAUUCGUCGAAAAAUACCACAAGAGACCGGGUAGAAGCUAACGAAAGAUUUUUACAAUUAUUUAAGCAAGGAUUGAAGGAUUCGGAGAAUUUAGAUGAGAUAGAUUUUAAAAAAUUGUUUUCGAAAUUUGGAGAAAAGAUAGAUACGGAUAAAUUGAGGGAUUUAUUGAAGAAACUUAGUCAAGAGGACGAGAGGCAUCAAGAAAAUCAACAAAAUAACAAACAGCAGCAACAACAACAACAACAGCAACAACAUCACGGUCCAACGACGAUGUUACAUCGUGGUCCUCAUCAUUCGAUGGUUCUGGAUUCCGGUGUGAAGGAAAAAAUCGACGUUGAGCCGCAUUAUCUUCAUCCAGCUGUGGCCGGUCAAGAGAUCAGUUAUCACGACAACGUUGUCGUCGACAAGGGCAAGAAGAAAGAUUUUUGAGAUCUCUCGAAGAUCGAAAACGAUCGUCUCGUUUUACAAAAUUGGAUGCCGGACUGGGUUUAUUUUGAACGAGUUGGACGACAAACGAGCGGAUCGUCGUAAACGGAGGAACGAACGACACGACACUUCUUUCCCACGCUGAUUCCACUAGAAUCGAUUGGUAAGGAAUUUUUCAUGCCUGGUC